Brassica oleracea var. oleracea is the source of this 948-nucleotide messenger RNA. RefSeq names its product cytochrome b6-f complex iron-sulfur subunit, chloroplastic. Gene Ontology annotation, cellular component: plasma membrane. NCBI's taxonomy places the organism in Eukaryota, Viridiplantae, Streptophyta, Magnoliopsida, Brassicales, Brassicaceae. The transcript is spliced from 5 exons. The record is from RefSeq and is a predicted model, not a curated record. Gene Ontology annotation, molecular function: 2 iron, 2 sulfur cluster binding. The coding region runs from base 124 to 819 and encodes 231 amino acids.
CUGCUUCUCUCUCUGUCUUCAGUGGUCUUAAAAGCUCUCUGUCUGAUCCCACUUGUCUUCCUCCUCCAUAUCAUCAAAAGCUCCAUCACCAAAACCCUUCCAUAUUUUCAAGUAAAGUUUUCAAUGACUUCAUCAAUGGCGUCCUCCUCCCUUUCUCCUGCUACUCAGCUUGGUUCGAGCAGAAGCUCUUUGUUGGCGAUGUCUCGUGUGAUGUUUGUGAAGCCAACGAAUCAUCAGAUGGUGAGAAAGGAGAAGAUUGGUCUGAGAAUUGCUUGUCAAGCGACGAGUAUACCAGCUGACAAUGUUCCAGAUAUGGAGAAGAGGAAGCUUUUGAAUCUUCUUCUUGUCGGAGCUCUUUCUCUUCCUACUGGCUUCAUGCUUGUCCCUUACGCUACCUUCUUUGCUCCUCCUGGAUCCGGAGGUGGAGGUGGUGGUACUCCAGCCAAGGAUGCACUUGGAAACGAUGUCGUUGCAGCAGAAUGGCUUAAGACUCAUGGUCCCGGUGAUCGAACCCUGACCCAAGGAUUAAAGGGAGAUCCAACUUACCUAGUUGUGGAGAACGACAAAACUCUAGCGACCUACGGUAUAAACGCAGUGUGCACUCAUCUUGGAUGUGUUGUGCCAUGGAACAAAGCUGAGAACAAGUUCCUAUGCCCUUGCCAUGGUUCCCAAUACAACGCCCAAGGCAGAGUCGUUAGAGGUCCAGCACCAUUGUCGCUUGCCUUGGCUCACGCGGAUAUUGAUGACGGUGGAAAGGUUCUAUUUGUUCCAUGGGUUGAAACUGAUUUCAGGACUGGUGAUGCCCCAUGGUGGUCUUAAGACUGUGCAACAACUCUUUUGUGUAAUACUUGUAUGAAUGUUCUUAUAAUGUAAAAGCUACGUGUAAUCAUACAUUUCAUGGCAUUACUCUGUGAAUUCUUCCCUCUAUAUGAAUUUUAUGUUCAUUCA